Molecule: messenger RNA, 5134 nt
Organism: Mobula hypostoma (lesser devil ray)
Lineage: Eukaryota; Metazoa; Chordata; Chondrichthyes; Myliobatiformes; Myliobatidae
Gene: plekhn1
Product: pleckstrin homology domain containing, family N member 1
Exons: 19
Coding region: 117-2777 (886 amino acids)
Biological process (GO): response to hypoxia; 3'-UTR-mediated mRNA destabilization; positive regulation of apoptotic process
Cellular component (GO): mitochondrial membrane; cytoskeleton
Molecular function (GO): phosphatidic acid binding; cardiolipin binding; phosphatidylserine binding
Source: RefSeq, a predicted model, not a curated record
UGUUAACAGUCAGAGCAGUCGGACGUCUGCACUCGGCUAUCGGUAUUGUGGCUCUCCCUGAGAUCAGGAGUUAAUCCCCCCACCCCCGUGUGACAGAGGCACAACCCGCAGCCAGAAUGGGCAACAAGCACUCUUGCAUCCCGAAACGGUUGAAACGAUUAAAGAAGAGGAGAAAAGGACUGAGAGAAAGUCGCGAACAAAUACAGAUUUAUAACAAGUUGCAAAACGGGUUGGAAACUGAUCACAAUCAAGAUUACUACAGCUUGCAGGCAGAAACAUGUUCAGCAAAGGAGCAAACUGAAGGAUCGCGCAGAGAUGGUGUUCGAAACAGUGGGCCAUUUAUUAAAAAUGGAUGCGUACCGGGAGAGCGGUCAAAGACGACGAUGAAUUUGGUUACAGAGCAAAAUGAUCGUUCUGAUAUAGAAGGCACACUGUUCCUCAAUCCCAUCAAGGAAUGGGAUCAAAGUGGGAUGGAGCUGGAAGAUUUAGGGGAAAUAAUCCAUUGCUCCAAGGUCAAGAUCAAUUGGCACUCCUGCAAGGAAGUAACUGACAGAUGUCUGGUACUCUUCCAAAACCACUUGGUGAUUCUCUCAGAUGACUUCCAUGGUUUCACUUACCAGGGCACACUGCCUUUAGCAGGGAUUUCCGUGCACGAUGUGAAUGGAGCUAGCGACGGUUCUGGGCAGAGCCAUAUGUUUCAAAUCACAGGUCCUUUGGUGCACCCUUUUACUGUCUACUGCUCAACAGAAGAGGAAGUGAAGGAGUGGCUUUAUCACCUUGACAGACAGAGGGAGGAGAACAGCAAGGUUCCAGCAAUAUGUCGGGGACGAUCAUUGAGAACCAGUAAUUCCAACUCCCCUGGGCAACGCAACCACGAUACGGACUUGAGGACGUUGGUACUGAGCCAGCCUCUCUAUGGAGGGGAGAGGACAAGCAUCAGUUCCCUGGGUAACAUCCUCUGGAUAUCAGAGGCAAAGCUGCAACACUUGCCUUCUCAGGAGAAGCAUGACCGCCUCUUGGUUCUCUUCCCAACUACGCUUCUCAUCCUAAUGCAAGUCGACUACUCCCUGGUUUACAAGGGGGAGCUUCCACUUAAUGCUCUAACUAUAUCAGAACAAGAUCCAUCUGAUAGCGAUUCACGCACGCUGUUGAUGGAAGGUAAAAUGAUCAAUCAGAUCGUGGUGUCCUGCCCCAGCAGAUCUGUAUACCAGAGCCUAAUCCAUCACCUCAGCUCUACAGGGGUCACGGUCCACAAAUACUCCCUGGUCAUUACAGAACGUGACGGCAAACACUCGUUGCAACGCAGAGAACAGCUUGUAAACAAGAGCGAUCCUUUACUGGAAACACAAGGAGGAAAAGGAAGUCCAGGAGAAGUGUACGGAGUCUUCACCUUUCCCCAAAAGCCAAUAGAAAUGAUCUCUGUGUCAGAGCAUCUGCCCACAGUGAUUGCCGAGACGGAACAACCCCUCUCCCCUGAUUACACAGAGCCUUACACUCCUCCUCCAUUGCGUUCCUCUGCGCCGGCUAAUCAUUUAAACCUUCCUUCAAUUGUGAAGAAGCAUAAAUCCUCACCCCUCCCGGCCUGCCGGAACAGCGUGAAGGCCCCGGGCCGUAAGCUGCAUUCUUUGUCCCAGCCUUCGCCCCUGUCCAGCAGCGUUUCCGAGAACCUGCUCGUUACUGGAAAUCGCCUGUCGUUCGGCUACGCAGAGCCCUUUGCCGCUUUGAAGAUGGAGGCAGCCCUUCCUGAGGACGUGCUAUCUCAUGGACAGACGGUCUCCACUCAGGAUCCUUUAACGAACUGGGAACAGAGUACCAAUCGGAGAUCAGGAUCCAAUAACUCCAGGCCAUCUCCUGUCACAACGCAACCAGGCAGCACUGGUGUUAAUCAUUGUUUGUCUAAUGGUGGAUGUCUCAACAACCCUCUGUCUCCCACCUACGCUGAACCAUACCUGCCGUUAAGAUUGCAGCCAGCACCCCCUGCAAAGGCAGUUUGGCUCCGAGAGCCUUUAUCCAGACACAGUUCGUCACCAUUACCAGCCCACGAAGGUGAUCAGAGAGCGUCGCUUUGGAAGACCCCUGCGUUGUCCCGGCAGCCUGGAAGCUACAAUGCUUGUUUCAGGGAGGACCGUUACUCACCUACAGUUGGUCCCAUGGACACCCCUCUGUCACCAGCAUAUGCUGAGCCCUUUGGGGGAAUCAUGAGAGACUCUCCAUCUAUAAGAGGCUCUGCUGCUGAGCCUGUCUUCAAGCAGAAAGAUUCAUCGGAUGCGGAUCAUUGGAGCAUCAUGGUCCCAUCCACAGAGGGAAGGUUCUCUCUAUCAUCACCUUCCGUGUCAGAGAACAGUUCCUGUGCAUACAUGGAUGGAAAACCGCUCAGUGAUAUUCUUUCCCCUACGUAUGCAGAACCCUAUAACUCUUUUCAGUUUCCCUUGGACUGCCACAGGGUCAGAGACGGGGUACCCAGGAAAGGAAGUACUGAUUUUCCUGUCCAUUUCUCCAAAGAUGACAACUCUGAAUAUUUUGCAAUAAUGGAAGUUUUAGAUAGCUACAGAGAAGAGAAGGCAAUGAGCUGGUACAGCGAUGACACCAGGUUCUCCAUCACCUCUUCUGAACCCACCUACGCGGAACUCGAGAGCCCUCAGGCGGACACCGAUGAUGGAUUCUGGGACUUCAAGCAGCAGCUAAUGCCCCAUCUUUCCCCCGCCACCCUCAGGAAGGUGUGCCAGCGAGGGAUGGUCGACUCGAGACUGCAGGGGGUGCUGCAUAGGUGGUCCUGAACCCCUGGGAAACUGUUUACUCUCUGAAUUGUUUGGAAUAUCAUCCCAUUAUGGUGAAUGUGAAGAUGCAGUACUCUACUAGCCUGCGAAGAAGGGUCCAACGUUUUGGAAAAAGAUUUGUUUCAACUUUUGUUAAUUUCUCCCCCUUCCUUCCUUCUCUCUUUCCUCUAUUCACAAUUCUGGCUCCCCUCUUACCCCUUCUCUUCACCUAGCUAUCUCCUCUCUCUGGUGCCCCUCCUCCUUCCCUUUGUCCUAUGGCCCACUUCUCUCUUAUUCCCCUUUCUGGCUCCCCUCUUGCCCCUUCUCCUCACCUGCCCAUUACCCCUCUCUGAAGCCCCUCCUACUUCUCUUUCUCCCAUGGUCCACUCUCCUCUCCCAUCAGAUUAAUUCUUUUUCAGCCCUUUAUCUCCUACCCUUAUCACCUGCCAGCUUCUCCCUUCAUUCCCCCUUCCCACCUUCCCCCUUACCUGGUCUCACCUGUCACCUGCCAGCUUCUCACUUCAUUCCCCCUCCCCACCUUCCCCCUUACCUGGUCUCACCCGUCACCUGCCAGCUUCUCACUUCAUUCCCCCUCCCCACCUUCCCCCUUACCUGGUCUCACCUGUCACCUGCCAGCUUCUCACUUCAUUCCCCCUCCCCACCUUCCCCCUUACCUGGUCUCACCUGUCACCUGCCAGCUUGUACUCCUUCCCCUUAGCAUAGUCCUUGCUAAUGCUGUGGUACCUCUUGUCUGAUGGCAGGGGGUCAAAGAGAUUGUUGGACAGAUGGGAGGGAUGAUGAAGUGUCGCGACCCAAAGCGUUGACAGUUCGUUCAUUUCCAGUUCGUUCAUUUGCUGCCUGACCUGCUGAAUUCCUUUGCCAGUUUUAUUUGUGUUGAUUUAGAUUUCCAGGAUCAGCAGAACCGCCCAUAUUUAUGAACCCUGUACCAACCUGUGAUUAUUGACCUCUGUUUAUUUUCUGCGUCUGUUUUCUUAAAGUAUCCUUGACUGUUGGUCAUGGAGGAGACACUUCUAGAUACCUCUCUUGUCUUAGCCCAUCACCCUUACUAGGGCAUAGGCCGCCAGCAGCAGAUCGCCAAAGUCCUCUAUGCUGGGUUAGUCUUUCAAGUUAUCCCAGGUGUAGGACAUCUUCUAGGUAAACCUUCAUUUCUCAGGGAAGAGAUCUUUGGAGCUUCUGUUGGCGUUUCUGUAUAUGGGAUGGAGUUGUUAGCCCCAUGCCCAACCCUCCUUUCGCAGUCAGGCUUGGGACAGUCCAUGGCGGAGUUGGUCUAGAUAUCAGUCAGCUGAAAUUCACUUACACUCAGUGGCCACUUUAUUAGGUACAUCUGUACACCUGCUUAUUAAUGCAAAUAUCUAAUCAGCCAAUCAUGUGGCAGCAACUUAAUGCAUAAAAACCUGCAGACAUGGUCAAGAGAUUCAGUUAUUGUUCAGACCAAACAUCAGAAUGGGAAAGAAAUGUGAUCUAAGUGACUUUGCCUGUGAAAUGAUUGUUGGUGCCAGACGUCGCGCUUUGAGUAUCUCAGAAACUGCUGAUCUCCUGGAAUUUUCAUGCACAACAGAGAACAGUGUGAAAAACAAAAAAAAAUCCAAUGAGUGGCAGUUCAGUGGGCAAAAAUGCCUUGUUAGUGCGAGAGAUCAGAGAGAAUAGUCAGAUUAGUUCAAGCUGAUAGGAAAGCAACAGUAACUCAAAUAACUAUAGUGAUGUGCAGAAGAGCGUCUCUGAAUGGACAGUACUUAAAACCUUGAAGUGUUUGAGUCACACCAGAUUCCACUCCUGUACCUUAUAAAGUGGCCACUGAGUGGAAGUUCACAUUCAUAAUCAGGAAUGGAUGGUUUUGUUGAGACAUCAAAAAGAAUUGGCUCAGAUAAAUCUAGGGUAAAGGUCUCGGCAUGAAAGGUCGACCUCGUAUUUACUUCCAUAGAUCUUGCCUGAUCUGCCGAGUUCCUCUCGUAUUUUGUGUGUGUUGAUCUGAAUUUCCAGCAUCUGCAGAAUCUCUUCCAUUUAGGAUGAAGAUCAGUACUGUUUUGGUGUCAUAGCAGUAUAGGCUUAAUGAUCUGAAUGACUCCGCUUGUGAUUAAUAGUGGCUACGUCACGACUUUACCAGAUUGAGAGUCUACGAGUUUAGCUCUACGCCAUUUGGGACCAGGCAAAAAUUAAAACAGUUUACACUUGUGUGAAAAUAUUUGGUGAAAUUCUUCAUGAUGUGAGCAGGUCUUAUAUCAUCCUGUUAUAUUCUAUUGUUAAUAUUUUUAUUGUUUAUUUUUAAACUAUUCCCAUUGCCUUGUAAUAAUUAAAUUCUUAUUGUAUAAUGUCGUUUAUGUAACAGCUCUUGAGUGAGUGUAAUAAAGUGGAUGUUG